Priapulus caudatus is the source of this 1339-nucleotide messenger RNA. RefSeq lists its product as uncharacterized. Lineage: Eukaryota; Metazoa; Priapulida; Priapulimorpha; Priapulimorphida; Priapulidae. The record is from RefSeq and is a predicted model, not a curated record. The coding region runs from base 112 to 954 and encodes 280 amino acids. The transcript has 3 exons.
AUAGGGGGUUUUGGGAGCUUGUAGAGUGUUUUUGGACGCGCGGGAGAGAGAACGAUCUAAUUGAAUUUUGGGUUGAAAAUGAGUGCUUAUAUGACUGCACCCAAAUAGAAUAUGCAAACAGAAGUUGUAAGGACUAAAAACUUUCACAAUGGGGCCGCACCGAAGACUGGGACAAGUGUUCAAGAGGUCAACAAACGUAUUAAUACUCUGCGUACCCAGUAUUCUAGACUGGUAAAACCUGGAAAAAGUGGCAGUUGUGCUGCAGCCAAAACUGAACGGCAGAAGUGGCUUCUGACUACCUUAUCCUUCCUGGAGCCGCAUGUGAAAAAGCGAAAUUCUUUCUCCAACUUUCAACAGACAACAGAGGAUGAUUCUGAAGAAGAAAAUGUUACACCCGACGAGGUACAGGAGGAAGUGGAGAAUGAGAACACCCAAUUUACUACUCUAGAAAACCCACCUACCCCCCCGUCGGUCAGUGAUAAUUCUUCCUGUACCACAGAGAACAAGGAACAGGCAUGUGAUAUUGAUACACCAACCACCACAAGGAGACAAUCAAAGAAGAGGGGGAGAGAUAGCAUAGACUCUGUGCAGAAGGCAGAACUCGAUUUGCUCUCAUCUAUGAAGGCAAUACUUGCGAAACAUCAAGAAGAGCCCGAAGAUGAGCUAUCAGUUUUCGGAAAAUUCAUCAUUAAGCAGUUAAGAGAAAUUAAUGAUGAAAGCAUGAGGCUAAUGGUAAUGAAUGAAAUUCAGCAGGCAUGCUUCAGGGGACGCAUGUCAGGUUGUAACUCAGGGAGAUCGUUUUCCUUUUAUAACCAACAUGCCCCACAAAACCAGGUUUACCCCAACGUAGAGCCACAUCCCCAACCUUCAACAUGUACCAACAAUGGCCCCUACCAGCACCCUGCACAUGACAAUGCUACUUUUAUUAAUGAUAAUUUUAUUAAACAUGAAUAAUGUAGUAUGUGCACAGGGUACAGGUGAAGUAUCUGAGUUACCAUCUGUUUCAGCCUCUUCUUCUAAAUAAAAAUUCAAAGGUUAACCUUUGCAGACAGUAGAUAUAUGUAUGGAAUUGCUUUAUUUGUUUGGACUUGGUUUAAUAUCUAAGGGUGACAUGUGAAAUUUUAUUGAUAUUAUAAUCUUAUUUUUAUAGAAGCAACUGUCUUUGUUUUAUUGUUUUAAUUUAUUUCAGUCAGGUGUAUUGGUAUUGAACCUGAAUUGAAGUUGCUCUGUAAUAAAGUGUUUCACUCAUAUAUAAAUAAAAAAUAUGAAAAUAAGCAUGUACUUAUUAUUAUUUAUUAUUAAUUACUAUGUGCAUUUAUUAUUAAUUAAUAUGUACUAG